UUUUUUUUUUCAGAUAAAUUAAAUGACAUUUAAGUAGUUGAAUGAAGCACCGUCGGAGUAGUUACUUUCUUGAACAGCCUUGUACUACAAAAUAUUAGGUGGGCGAGUAACAAUUUCGUUGCCACCAAAACGACGACAGCCACGACCAUUCUGCCUGCGCUAACAACAUGACACCUGCCCUGCUCGACCAACAGCAACAACAUCAAACAUCGCCGCUGGGCCACACAUCAUCCGGCAUCAUGGCUGACAACGAAUCCUUUGACUAUCACGUGGCGGCCAGCACCGGCAAACAGAAGAUGGACAUUGCCGAUGUCGAGUCGAAGUGGAAAGAUGUCCCCGACAAAUAUUUAAUAAUUAUUGCCCAUUUCUUGGAUGGCCGUAUUAACGACACCGAUGCCAUGGAUCGCUUUAAUGGGCCCAUCCUGAAGGCCAGCAUCGAGAAUUUCUAUUGGAUAUUUCUGAUCCAGUACGCCAUACUGGCCAUGCUGGGCAUCGUAAUGAAUGUGGCAAUUAUAGCGUACAUUGUCUAUCACAAACUCUAUCGGGACGAAACCCAGGCGUUUAUUAUCAAUUUGGCAUCGUGCCAUUUUGUCCAGUGCGCCAUCGUCCUGCCCAUAUCGCUGAUGGUGAUGUUGAUACAGAACUGGAUAUUUGGACAGUUUUUGUGUUUUUUCUUGCCCAUGCUGCAGGAUAUACCAUUACACGUUGCCAUGAUAACGCACAUUUUAAUAGCCUGGGACCGUAUGCGUUGGCUGGCCAAUCCCGUCAAGGGACGUUUUCCGGCAUUCGUCUGUUGUUGUGCAACGUGGCUGACGGGAAUGGUGAUUGCACUGCCAUAUCCCAUUUAUACAAUUUACGUUGAAAUUGGGGAUUUCCUUCCGCGUUUACAUGGCAUUGGUUUGUGUGUUGUUAAUCUAAUGGAUGAUAUGCACGAAUAUGUCCGAGGACUCUUCUUCCUAAUGUAUUGUGCACCCACCGUACUAUUAUCAUAUCUCUAUAUAAGGACCUCGCAAGAGUUGCGGCCACCUGACGAACCAUUAGCUGUAAUGUUGUACGAGCAGCGGGCGGAGAUACGGAUGAGGCAACGCAAUUCAUCGGCAUCAUCAGUGGAACGUUCCUAUAGUGGAGCAACAACCGCGACAAUAGGUGGCGGCAGUGGUCUCAAUGGUAACAGUCAUCACAGCACCGUCUACAGUGGCCCAUAUUCGACAGGAACGGCCACUCGCUCCUAUGAUCUCUACAGUGCCGAAUGGGAUGUUAAUCGAGAGAAGCGUAAUCAACGCAAUUUUGGCAGCAUGGCUGCUGCCCAGGUGGUCUGUCUGUGUCCGUUGAUGAUUUUACGUUUUGCCCGACUCUCUAUGGAGGAGACGUACGAAAAUCAAAAACAUUUUGACUUUACCUAUUUGAUGUUUGUUUGGAUUGCCUUUUUGCCGACCGUCAUCUUUCCGUGCAUUUAUGCCUCACAAAUAUUGCCAAGAGAGGAGCAGGAACGUUUACGUGGCUACUUCCGCCUAUCUAACAAACGUUUGCCCCAUAAAUCCCAUGCAAAUGGCAAUGGCUGCUUGGAUGCCAAUGGUCGUGGUGGUGGCGGAGGCGGCAGUCGAGGAGGACGCAAUGGCCGCUCGGGUAAUCCCAGUGACAAUUCAAUUGAAAAAGAUGAAAAUACCAAUACCACCCAGGCCACCACAUCUAUCAUCUUGAAUGGUGAGCCCUAUGUCAGUGGCCAGUGUGGCACUGGCAGUCCUGGCCAGAAUAUCUUGGGAUCCACUGUUGAGGCGAUGUCAUCCCAAAAGCCGGAAAACAUUAAAACAUUAGCCAACGGAAAAUAUCAACAUCAAAAUUCUCUCAACAAAGAUGCGAUGGCACCACAGCUAACCGCCCGAAUACCACCACCACGGCAACGCAACAAAGACGGCGGCAAAUCCUUAAAGCAUUCCGAUGCCACUUUCGGUAAUGACAGCAAUAAUGCUGUUCAUGAAAAUUCCAAGAAAUAUAAGCGCACCAAAGAUGUUGUGGCCCAGCAGCAGCAACACUCCAGCGAUGUUCGCAUCAAUGUUAUUUCGGAUGGCAAGGCAAAGACGGCGGCCAGUAGGAGGGGUGGUUCAAUAGUGAGUGCCCAAAGUAACGGCCCCUCGACUGGAUUGGGAGGUCAACGCAAAUUGACUUUGGAAUCCUUGGAUAAUCGUUCGUGCUCCAACAUCACAGCUUCGACAUAUUGCAAUGGCAACAGCAGCCUGGGCGAUGAUGGCGAUGUCAGCAGCUUUGGCGAUGGGGAUGGUGAUUCUUCGAUUGUCAGUGGCAUGAUUGUCCAGGGUUCCUCGAAUGGCAGCAGCAAUGCCCUGCCCCCGUAUUAUGACAAAAAACCCAGCGGAAUGUCCCUUUACUCCUCCAUCAUGGGUGGUAUGCGCACCCGAGAUAUGUCUUUUGACGAUGGCAGCUCAACAUUCUCGCGCAUCGAUUCGUCCAGCACCCUGGCUCGUGAAAUGGAAAUAAUUGAUAUGUUGGAACGUGAGCGCUCCAGCAUUGAUAUGCAGGAGUUGCUGCAGCGUGACAGUCACAAUGAAUCACAAAAGCGUCGGGAUGGUGAGCGACGACGUCUACCGGAUAUUGGCAAGAUUUGUCCAAGGUCACCCAAACCGAAACGUGACUCGUAUUCAUAUGAAAAAUCCAACAACACUUCCAUUACCUCGCUGUCGGCCAAGGUGCCCACCUCCACAGAUCCCCUGCGUACCAACAACGAUGGCUAUAGCCUUUCGUCCGGUCUGAAUGAGGAUGAUGGGGACAGCUCCCACAUGCUACCCUAUGAUGAUGAACACUUGCGCUCAACCAAAUCUUCACAACGCUGUAGCAUUGAUGAAGAGGUACCCUCGGAUUUCUUUGACAGCUACACGCCCGGCGAUACCACAGCCAUUUUGCCCAGCUCAGCGCCGGCCGUUAGUGGUGCGGUCCAGUAUCAGUACUCUCGGCGUUUAAGUCGAAAAUCCUCCUCCCAUCACAAUCCCGGCUCGGCCACUUCACAUCGCAUGUCGAAGCGUGACAGUUUCAACUCCUUGCACAGUAAUGACCUCAUAGCUGGGGCCUUUGGUGAAUUGGAUCCCACCCAGCCGCUGACCAAAAUGUCUGUGAUUGAAAAUCGUAUGGUACGUAGAAGUGGCAGCAGUGGAAGGACCUCAUCGUUUUCUUCAUCGGCUCGCAGUUCAAUGAAAUCGCGAGAUUAUGGGCAUGGCUCCUCGUCACAUUCCACACAUCCGGAAUUGGAUUUCAGGGAGAACUUUUUGGCCGAUUUGUAAAGAGGUAGAAGGUGAUCGGGAAAAACAACAACGAAAAUCCACAACGUUCCAGGUCAAGAGAAGAUGAGAAGAGAAGGGGAGGUUUAAAGUGCUGCGGUGACCAAAAGUUAGUUAGUUUUUGUUCUUGGCGGCAGUGGUGAGUGCAACGUUCGGCUGUAUGACGAUAUCACAGAGGUAAUGUUUAAGAUACAACCAAUUUAUUUGUUUAUUCGAGAGUGAGAAAGAUUUUUUGGUUCAAGAGAACAUUUUGUGAAAAUCAGAUGAAUUAGAAUAAAAUGGUGCUUUAGCUUGAAGGAAUGAAUUCUCUUCGUGAGUAAAAGAGAACAAUUUUGUUACAAACUUAAACUUAAGGUAUAGGUAUAAG
Musca domestica (house fly) is the source of this 3654-nucleotide messenger RNA. RefSeq lists its product as uncharacterized. Gene Ontology annotation, biological process: neuropeptide signaling pathway. The record is from RefSeq and is a predicted model, not a curated record. The transcript is spliced from 7 exons. Gene Ontology annotation, molecular function: neuropeptide receptor activity. Gene Ontology annotation, cellular component: membrane. Lineage: Eukaryota; Metazoa; Arthropoda; Insecta; Diptera; Muscidae. The coding region runs from base 168 to 3290 and encodes 1040 amino acids.